Molecule: messenger RNA, 2079 nt
Organism: Stegostoma tigrinum
Lineage: Eukaryota; Metazoa; Chordata; Chondrichthyes; Orectolobiformes; Stegostomatidae
Product: interferon-induced GTP-binding protein Mx3-like
Exons: 13
Coding region: 6-2003 (665 amino acids)
Biological process (GO): defense response to virus
Cellular component (GO): nucleus; membrane; microtubule
Molecular function (GO): microtubule binding; GTPase activity; GTP binding
Source: RefSeq, a predicted model, not a curated record
CUCUGAUGCUGAUUGGCUGCUGUGUUCAUCCAGCUCUGCACCUCGUUAUCUCAGAUUCUCCAGCAUCCGCAGUUCCUACUAUUAUUGAUCAGAUACUCUGUCAGAGAAUGGAGACGAUGUUUUAUAACUGCUAUGAGGAGAAAAUACGUCCUUGCAUUGAUCUUAUUGACUCGCUGAGAAAGUUGGGAGUGGACAAGGACCUGAAUCUUCCAGCCAUUGUGGUCAUUGGAGACCAGAGUUCUGGGAAGAGCUCAGUAUUGGAGGCACUGUCUGGUGUGUCACUUCCCAGAGGGAGCGGUAUUGUUACCAGGUGUCCUCUUGAAAUGAAGCUGAAGAAAGCCAAAGAUGGCAAUGUGUGGAAGGGCAAGCUCACUUAUGGACAUUGUGAACUGGACCUGACAGAUCCAUCAGAGGUGGAGGAUGAAAUCCGAGCAGCCCAGAACGUCAUGGCAGGUGAAGGAUUGGGAAUCAGUCACGAAUUAAUCAGUCUGCAAAUUGAAUCCAGCAACGUUCCUGACCUGACGCUGAUAGAUCUACCAGGAAUUGCCAGAGUAGCUGUCGGGAAGCAACCAGCGGAUAUUGGUGAUCAAAUUAAGAGACUCAUUACAUCCUUUAUUAGGCGACAAGAAACGAUUAACCUCGUGGUUGUGCCAUGUAAUGUUGACAUAGCAACCACAGAAGCUCUGAAAAUGGCCCAGCAGGUGGACCCUUCUGGAGAGAGGACUCUGGGUAUUUUAACCAAACCUGACCUGGUUGAUAAGGGAACGGAAGGCAAUGUGGUCGAUAUUGUACAGAACCUUGUUGUGGAGCUGGAGAAGGGUUACAUGAUUGUCAAGUGCCGUGGACAACAAGAGAUCAACGACCAACUGACGUUGAAUGAAGCGAUAGAGAACGAGAGGAGGUUUUUUGAAGACCACAAGGACUACAGACCUCUUCUGGAUGAUAAGAAGGCCACAAUCCCAUGCCUGGCUGAUAGACUCACAGCAGAACUUGUGGCACACAUCAUACAAACAUUGCCUGAAUUAACAAAGGAAAUUGAAGAGAAACUGUCUGCAACAACCAAAGAAUUGGAAAUAUGUGGAGAGGGAGUUCCAGACACUGUCCAUGAUAAAAUGACUUUUUUGAUUAAGAAACUCAGUGAUUUUGGUCAAAACCUCAGGAGUUUGUCUUCAGGGGAGGAACCUGAUGAUUGCAUCAAGGAGGAGAGGUGCUAUGCAAAAGUACGGAAUGAGUUUGAAAACUGGAAAGAUCACCUUGACAGAGUGAAAUAUCAAUUCUAUGGCGUGAUGCGUAAUAAAGUGAUGGAAUAUGAGAAAGCCUACCGUGGCCGGGAGUUGCCUGGGUUCAUCAACUACAAAACAUUUGAGACGAUAGUGAAGCAACAGAUUGUUAAGCUGCAACUACCUGCCAUUCAGACGUUAAAGAAAAUUACCGAAAUUGUGCGGGAUGCUUUUUUGGACGUUGCUGCCUACAAUUUCAAGGGACUCCCUAAUCUCAUGAGAAGUGCCAAGAUAAGGACUGAAGACCUAAGGAAGCAACAAGAAAGCCAGGCAGAAAUACAGCUGCAAAUUCAAUUCAAGAUUGAAAAUGUGGUGUACUCUCAAGACAGUAUCUAUGGCCAGAAGCUCACAAAGGCAAAAUCUAUAUCCGAAGAAGGUUCAGACCAGGAUGUCAAAAGUUUGAAAUCAAAAAAGCUCGGUUUUACAAUUCAGUCAAUGCCUAAUGAUAAAGCAACGAUCCAUGAAAUGACAGCUCAUCUGAAAACAUACUACAAGAUUGCAACUGAGCGAUUGGCUAACCAGGUCCCCCUGAUAAUAGGCUAUUACAUCCUCCAAGAGUUUGCCACCAAGCUGCAUGUGGAGAUGCUUCAACUUAUACAGGAAAAGGAUCAAAUUGAUGAGUAUCUGCAUGAAGAGGUAGAUGUUGCUGACAAAAGGAAGAUGCUCAGAAAUCGACAGCAGCGACUGGCUCAAGCUCAUGAUCACCUGUCCAAGUUUUAUUGAAUUCUAGUCAAAAUUGAGGAACAUUUCAAAUUGAACCCUGUACAAUUGACCAAGCUCAUUCUGCUCUCUUGUUAAU